AUGAAGAAAAUCAAUGUGGUGAAUCUUGAUAAACUUUUAGAUAACUUCUCAGAGAUAGAAAAGAAAAUUUCAGAAAUUAAUGAAGCAAACAAACUAUCAGCUCUUCAGCUGGAAAAAUCGAACAGGUUGUUAACAUUAAGCCAAUCAAGGGAGGAAUCAGUAAAAGAAGAAUGUACUGCUCUACGGAAUGUGAUAAAGGGUCUUACACAAACUCUUGAAAACCAGUGUAACAUAAAAGAUGAAAAUGACAGACUGAAGGCAAACAUUCAUGUCUUGGAAGAUAAAUUAAGGGCUUCUGAACAGGAAUAUAAAGAGCAGAUUGAGAAACUCACAAUUGAAAUUCAAAACAAAGAGGAAGACCACAAAUUAGAAAUAGCACAGUUGAACUGCAACAUGAGAAAAAAAACUGAAGCAAAAGAGAUGGAGUAUAAGGAACAGAUAGAGAAAAAGGAACUGGAAAUAUUAGAGCUAGCUAGACAGCUGAAAACUCAAGAUGAAGAGAAGCAGAAUGAAAUAAUUAAACUGCAGAUAGAGUUCAAUGCUAAAUUGGCAAGAGUUCAGAACAAAACAACAAAAUCAUAUUCAGAUGCUUCUGUUCUGCCACAAAGUAUCUAUCGAAGGAAACUACAGCAUCUGCAGGAGGAGAAAAACAAGGAAAUUGAGAUCCUCCGAAACACCAUACGGGACUUAGAGCAACGUCUUAACAAAGGCCAAGAUUUGCACUUGAAACGGAGGCGGUUUUGAGUAAACAGCAUGAAGCUUUUCAGUAGAACAUACAAGAAACAGCGUAUUUCAAACUGAGCACUUAAGAGUAAAAACAAAACACGAAGAAAUGCUGAAUACUUUUAUUGAAAUGUCUCGUCAAAUAUCCCAAAGGCAUGCAUUUUGUUUAUAUUCAGUACUAUUUUCUUGCUAAUCGGCAUUCACCACAAAAAGAUUCCGUUUUCAUAGGAGUAAUAAUUUUCCUAUUCAAUCAUCAUUAAUUAUGGUGUAUGCUUUCAAAGCUGCUUUCCUUUCUUGAAUACUCUGCUCAUCCAGGAAUCCUUUGAACAAAAGCAUUUUUACUUCAGCAUGGUUAAUCAGAAUUAGAAAACGUUAAGCUACAUACAAAGAAAUUAUAAAAAUGUCAGUGGUAUAUCGCCUUACUAAUCAACACAGAUAACAAAUUCCAUACUCUCAUAAGCAAAGAAAAGUAUUAAACCAAGACUGAGUUUGUCCUGUCUCUUUCUUGAUAGAGGCAUUGAAUCUGCACAAAGAGUUGUUAAUAUUGCUUCUCACUUCAGGCAUGAACCUAUUGAUUCAGUGGGAUUUGACAAACUGUAGUAGUGUGCAUCAGUGAAACCUGUACUAUAUUUAACCCUCAAAAGUUAAGAAUAUGAUCUGUUACUUAAAAACAAUGCAGUUACUGUUGUAUCUUACACUUGAGAUAAAAAGUUAUUUUGGUCCACUGUUUAGCAAUGAGCUGUGCUUGUACAUAAUUUGUAUACCUAAUUUAGAAAAAAAAAAAACUUUUGAAUAUAUCCCCUCUUAAUUAAAAAAAAAAAAAUUAAAA
Molecule: messenger RNA, 1552 nt
Organism: Lagopus muta (rock ptarmigan)
Lineage: Eukaryota; Metazoa; Chordata; Aves; Galliformes; Phasianidae
Gene: CCDC152
Product: coiled-coil domain containing 152
Exons: 8
Coding region: 1-744 (247 amino acids)
Source: RefSeq, a predicted model, not a curated record